Molecule: messenger RNA, 1263 nt
Organism: Capsella rubella
Lineage: Eukaryota; Viridiplantae; Streptophyta; Magnoliopsida; Brassicales; Brassicaceae
Product: casein kinase II subunit alpha-3
Exons: 10
Coding region: 124-1125 (333 amino acids)
Biological process (GO): protein phosphorylation
Cellular component (GO): protein kinase CK2 complex; nucleus; cytosol
Molecular function (GO): ATP binding; protein serine/threonine kinase activity
Source: RefSeq, a predicted model, not a curated record
UGCAACGCACUUGCUCUGUCAUCAUCAUCAUCAUCCCACUUGAAGAAACCUGACCUGAGAUAUUAAGAGAGAGGAUUGUGAUCGCUCAAUUCUCACAGUUUCUCCAUCUACAGAUCGAAGCUGAUGUCGAAAUCUAGGGUUUACACAGAUGUUAACGUUGUUCGUCCCAAAGAGUACUGGGACUACGAGUCUCUCGUUGUUCAAUGGGGACACCAGGAUGAUUAUGAGGUUGUGAGAAAAGUUGGUAGAGGAAAAUACAGUGAAGUAUUCGAAGGCAAAAACGUCAAUACGAACGAGCGAUGCGUUAUCAAGAUCCUCAAACCCGUAAAAAAGAAGAAGAUAAAGAGAGAGAUCAAAAUACUUCAAAACCUCUGUGGUGGACCGAAUAUCGUUAAGCUGUAUGAUAUUGUCAGAGAUGAGCACUCCAAAACACCUAGCUUGAUAUUUGAGUUUGUCAACAGUGUGGACUUUAAAGUAUUGUAUCCAACAUUGACUGAUUACGAUAUCCGGUACUAUAUUUAUGAGCUGCUUAAGGCAUUGGAUUUCUGCCAUUCUCAAGGAAUAAUGCACAGGGAUGUUAAGCCUCACAAUGUCAUGAUAGAUCAUCAGCUGCGUAAACUUCGCCUGAUAGACUGGGGUCUCGCUGAGUUUUACCAUCCCGGGAAAGAGUAUAAUGUUCGAGUUGCCUCACGAUACUUCAAGGGUCCCGAGCUACUAGUUGAUCUACAGGAUUAUGACUAUUCUUUAGACAUGUGGAGCCUUGGCUGCAUGUUUGCUGGCAUGAUAUUUCGCAAGGAACCGUUCUUCUAUGGCCAUGAUAAUCAUGAUCAACUUGUGAAAAUCGCCAAGGUGUUGGGAACCGACGAUUUAUAUACCUACCUUAACAAAUACCAGCUAGAUCUAGAUCCUCAACUGGAAGCACUUGUUGGAAGGCAUAACAGGAAACCAUGGUCCAAGUUUAUCAAUGCUGACAACCAACACUUGGUCUCACCAGAGGCCAUUGAUUUUCUGGAUAUGCUUCUUCGGUAUGAUCAUCAAGACAGAUUAACCGCAAGAGAGGCCAUGGAUCAUCCAUACUUCGCUCAAGUUAAAGCUGCAGAGACCAGCAGACUCCGAACUCUGUAAAACCAAACCUUGAAGUGAUGCCUACUACUAUUUUUUGAACCAAAACAUUGUCAUGUUGUUGUAAGAACUCAAAGAAAGUUGUAUCAAAAUUGUGGUAAUUGAUCCUUUCAUGAAAACAUAAUGGAUAAGCAAAACGAA